GUCAUUAGACACGAGUGCAGAGGAAACAAAGUUAUGGGGCUGAUUAGUCCAUCCCAUGCCGAUGUGAUAAUAGAGGGACGAGCUGUCAUGACAAGACAGGAGCGCCGGGACGACGGAGAGGUGGGCGAAAUGGCAGUGGGUGGUGUAUAAGAGGAAGGAUUAGAGUUCAGAGUGGCGGAUGUUUGGAGGAACUUAGAGACAAUCUUCUCAGGUACCUGAUGAAAUAAGCCCAUGUGGAGCAGGAUGGGCACGUUUGUGACCCUGACGGAGGUGCUAGAGGCCCGGGGUUCGCCCUUGGAAGAGGACGAAGUCUGGUGUCUGCUGCUGGCCACCGCUGAUGCCUUACUGGACAUCUCCAAAAAAGGUCCAGGUAACAUGUGUAAUGUGUUGAGCCCCGGCUCAGUGCUGCUGUCAGCCAAUGGGAGCCUGGCCUUCAAGAGCUGCGCACGAAGUGAAGACGUGGCGUCUUACACAGCUCCCGAGGUCCAGCAGGGUCUCACUCCUUCCACCAGGGCUGCUGCUGAAAAGGCGGUAGUAUACUCACUGGGAAUGACUCUUUACUGGUGCGCUGACUAUCACCUCCCUCAGAAUCAGCCAGUCCAGAUAAGCACAGAGCUGGAGGGUUUGCUGCUGAGCAUGUGUGAGGACAUGGCGGUGAGGAGGACCGACCUGCUGACGGUGCUGGAGACCUGCGAGUUCCAUCACAAGUCCUCCAUGCUGCCGUCCCCAGAGCGCCUCAUCAGGCAGCUGGUCGAAGACGUCUACAGAAACUCGGACGACCACGUGGCCAUGACAGAAAACGGAUCCCAGCUGACAGACCGCAGUCAGAUGGUCAGGGAUAGAUUACACCGAGGUUCUUUCAGUAACUCGACAUGGACCCUAAAAAAGAAGAUCCACAGAAUCUUUUCAGAAACAUCGUAUCCAGCUGAUACUACAGGGAUUCCCUUGGGAGGUCGGCUCAGAGAAAGUUAUCCCAGCUGGCAGCAUCUGAACCGUACCCCCUGUAGCCCGUACAUGGAUGGCAAUCGAACUACCAGCGCAAGAUCCCUUCUGCAGUUCGAAUCCACAAUGAGUUUGAAUGACAAGAAAAUGAAAGACAUGACUGGUCCUGAGUUUCUCAGAGUUUUGGAGGAACCCCUUGUCGUUUUGGAGCUGCCCGGGUCCAUUCUGACAAAGAAAGGGAAAUCUCCAGCCACCCAUAGAGAGCUCAGUGUGGUGAUGCCAAAUGGUCAAAGCAUCCUGGUCAAGUGUGAAGUGAAAAGCAAAGGAGGGGAUGUGUUUGACAUGAUCGUGGCUCAUUCAAACCUCAUGGAACACUUCUAUUUUGGCCUUGCAUAUAUCGAUGAUAAUGAGUUUUUCUUCAUUGAUAAUGACACCAAGAUUUCCAAAGUGGCGCCAGAUAGCUGGAAGAAAGUGCCUACGACAACUUUUGUCCUUUUCUUCAGGAUCAAAUUCUUUGUGAACAACAUUUCUCUUCUUUUGCACAAACAGACCCGUCACCAGUACUACCUCCAGCUUAGGAGAGACCUUUUAGAAGACAGACUGUCCUGCCAUGAGGAGACUGCUCUGUACCUGGGAGGUCUGGCCUUGCAGACAGAGUAUGGAGACUGCAUGCCUGAGGUGUACGGUAGAAACUACUACCGACCUGACCAGUACGUCUCCAAGAGUGUGAUGGAGAAACGUGCCUUGCCUUACAUUCAGGCAGAGCUGCUGAGACUUCAUGCCAAUAAUGCCCAAAUGCUCACAGAUGAAUCCAAGCUUGAAUUCCUGAAGGUUUGUCAGCAGUUGCCUGAAUACGGCGUCUUGUUCCACCGUGUGAUACGGGAGAAAAAGCCUUCGGAUGGAGAAAUUGUUCUCGGAGUUUGUGCCAAAGGUGUCAUCGUCUACGAGGUUAAAGAUGGCUGCCGGUCCACCGUUCAGAAUUUCUUCUGGAGGGAAACGGCUACAAUCUCCUCUAGCAAGCAAAAAUUUAUAAUCGAGUGCCGGGGCAGCCGGAAGAAAUACGUCUUUAUCACGGAGAGGUCCAGGAUAGCCAAGUAUUUGUGUAACCUCUGUUCUGCCCAGCACAAGUUUAACAAUGAGAUGAGUUCCCGGCAGCAAAGCCGCAGCCUGGUCUCAGAGGACAACAUUGUGCAGUACGCAGCUGUGCGCCGCGCUCAGAGCAGACAGCUCAAGUCCAUUUCGUGUUCCGAGAUGCUCCAGGACGACAGCGGCCUGACCACGCCGCAGGAAGAGUCUCUGACCAAGCUGUGUGACGACGUGGCAGCCAGAAUCGAGGCCCGUGUGAAACAUCACAGCAGCACCUGCUCCAGCAGCCAGCGCAGCAGCACAGGUUUACGCUCUCCAUCCUGUUCCCAGAGGAGCGGAUCGGAGGCCCACUCCGGAUCCCCAGCAGCCCGAGAAACGUCGCCUAAACUGGGCAUUCCUUCGGAGAGGGAAGUCAUCUGUGUUUUGUUGAAGAAAGACCCAAAACUGGGCUUGGGUAUUGUUAUAGUCGGAGAGGACACAAUAGGCCGCUAUGACUUGGGCAUUUUUAUCGCCUCCAUUGUGCCUGGAGGACCUGCAGACAAGGACGGACGCAUCAGACCGGGGGGUCGCCUGAUAUCCCUGAACCAUGUCAGCCUGGAGGGCGUCACGUUUAGCGAGGCAGCAGGGGUCAUGGAGGGCAGCCCUGAGGAAGUGCAGCUCAUUGUCUCGCAGCCUAAAGUCCCACUAAGUCCCAUCAGCGUUCGCUCUCCUGUGCUGAGAAAAUACGGGUCCCAGACUACGCUGAUGACAGAUGGACGUUCAGGAGACGAUAGCCUGGAUGAGAUCGUCUCCGUCAUGAUGACGCCAAAGGCCUCCAGCAGGCUGCACGUCCCGCGGGACGUACGAGUCCUCAGUGCACAGGACGGAGGCCCUGUACCUCCAUCUCAGAACUGUGUGGGGCCAGAAGAGAUCUCUGUGGAGCUCAGGAAGAUCUCUGGAAAUCUGGGCCUCAGCAUCUCUGGUGCAGCAAACACCAGAGGUCAAAACGGGGGAAUCUACAUCAAGAGCCUUGUUCCCGGAGGGGCAGCAGAGAGAGACGGACGUUUACACACAGGCGAUAGAAUUUUGGAGGUUGAUGGGAUUAACUUUCAUGGCUUCACCUACCAGCAGGCUGUGGAGUGUCUGGGUAAAACCGGGGAGGUGGUCUACUUUGUUGUGAAGCGGGAGUCAGUCAGCCUGCCUAAAGUUUCUGUGAUUGCUGACACAGACAGUCCGGUGUCCAAUCAGAGAGUUCCCCAAACCACCAGCCAUCUUAGACUCAACAGCUCGUCGUCCCUAAGCUCUUCCACAAGCACAAGGUCUGUCCGUUCCAGAGACUACGGCUUCGUCACUGAUGAAAAUGUCAAGGAGGUGACUCUGACCAAAGACGUCAAUGGUCUGGGAUUUAGCUUCCUGAUGUGUGAGCUGGACCCACCCACCAAGGACUUCAGCAGCAUGGUCCGGAUAAAGCAGCUCUUCCCCGGCCAGCCUGCGGAGCAAAGCGGCAGAAUUCAGGAGGGAGAUGUCCUGCUGGCUAUCAACGGCCAGUCGCUAAAGGAGCUUUCCUAUCCAAAAGUGCUGAAGCUGUUCAAGAAUUCCCCAGCUGAAGUGAGGCUAACUCUCUGUCGGCCGCCACCAGGGACUCUACCUUCCCUGGACCAUUUCACCGGCACCUGAUCCGCCUCUUGGGCUUUACACCAGCACUGUCGUAUUGAAGCAACGUCAUGCUUUCAGAUGAAGCAGGAGGUGGUGAUGGAUACUGAAGGCUUACGGUUGUUCUGACCUGUUAGCAAAAUGCUGCUGGCCCUCUGGAAAGUUAAGGAAGAAUCAGAAUCAGCUCAAGUCGGUAUCAGAAGGUCCAAUCUCACCAAAUCUGAGGUAUAAUCUGAAUCUUUAACUUAUUUCAGUAAGUAAAGUUUACAAAUGUGGUUUAACUUGCCCUCUUUCUCGAUUCCUUUCUAAAAGUAACGUAUGCAUUGGUUCCUUUAUCUGUUCUUUGCACAGUGAGGAUAGCAGAGGACAGAAAACUGGGUCGGUUUUCUGCCUGGUCCUGAUACAAUCUAGAACCUCAGUGUGUCUAAGGAUACAGCAACCUGAUUCCAGGAAACAUCAUGACUGAAAGAGGAAGAAGUGCAACACAGAAGUUUCCACCAAGAGAUGAAGACCAAAGUGACGAGAAAAAAACAUUGUUUAAAGCAUUGCUUUAUGUGACCAAACAAAAAUAAAAGCUACUGAACUGAG
Molecule: messenger RNA, 4248 nt
Organism: Poeciliopsis prolifica (blackstripe livebearer)
Lineage: Eukaryota; Metazoa; Chordata; Actinopteri; Cyprinodontiformes; Poeciliidae
Gene: frmpd2
Product: FERM and PDZ domain containing 2
Exons: 30
Coding region: 232-3684 (1150 amino acids)
Cellular component (GO): cytoskeleton
Molecular function (GO): protein binding
Source: RefSeq, a predicted model, not a curated record